Eriocheir sinensis (Chinese mitten crab) is the source of this 2259-nucleotide messenger RNA. RefSeq lists its product as uncharacterized. The record is from RefSeq and is a predicted model, not a curated record. The transcript has 3 exons. Lineage: Eukaryota; Metazoa; Arthropoda; Malacostraca; Decapoda; Varunidae. Bases 759 to 1916 code for a protein of 385 amino acids.
GAGAGCUUGUGAUAUGGGUGAAGGGAAUGGCCAAGGAAAGGAGAGCUUGUGAUUUGGGUGAAGGGAAUGGCCGAGGAAGGGAGAGCUUGUGAUAUGGGUGAAGGGAAUGGCCGAGGAAGGGAGAGCUUGUGAUAUGGGUGAAGGGAAUGGCCGAGGAAGGGAGAGCUUGUAUAAGAAAAUCAAGCAUAUCUAACCUCAUUUUCUAUUGCUUGUAUAAACUUAGUAAGCCUCAAAGGAACAAAUUAAAAAAAAAAUUAAAAAAAUCACUUAUUUUCAUUUCGACAAAGAACGAGAGAGGAGAAAAUCGUGGAGCCCUUUUUUUUUCUUGUUUUCCUUUCCCUCCUUCCUCUCGUGUCCUCCUCCUCUGUACACUAUCUCCAUGGGUCUUCCAGCUGGUCUCCUCCCUUCUAGAAAACCAAUGAAAACCCGGAAGCAGUGUGGAGACGGACGUCCGAUCAACAUAUAUAUAAAUAACGUACAUAAGGAAAAAAAAAAAAAAAAUCACUCUAGUUGCUGAGGUCCGUCGCAAGGCAGCCGCUGGACACUUGUGGAAUUGGUAACCAUAAAUCAACCAUGGUGGAGGCGGCUGAUGGCUGGUUGGGGGCGCUACGUGUUUUCCUUACGCCGGUCAGACCCUCAGAGAACCACAAUUAGCGUGUUUUCAUGGCCCAUAACCUCAUCCGGCGGUCGAAAUGGAUGUGUGGGAUUAUUCCGUAAGAUGACCUCGAGAUGAUUUGGCUGAUAUCGAUAAGACUGAGAUGUUUGUGUUGGUUAACCCGUCCGCUGCGAUUGUCAGGGAUUUUGCCUUCACUGGUAGCCUGGUAACAUACACUCCCAGGUCUUUGUCUGCCUCUGUGGUGGAUAGUGGAGUGUUUCCCAUGUGGUAUUGGUGUGCUGGAUAUCCCUUCACUGGUAGCCUGGUAACAUACACUCCCAGGUCUUUGUCUGCCUCUGUGGUGGAUAGUGGAGUGUUUCCCAUGUGGUAUUGGUGUGCUGGAUAUCCCUUCACUGGUAGCCUGGUAACAUACACUCCCAGGUCUUUGUCUGCCUCUGUGGUGGAUAGUGGAGUGUUUCCCAUGUGGUAUUGGUGUGCUGGAUAUCCCUUCACUGGUAGCCUGGUAACAUACACCCCCAGGUCUUUCUCUGCCUCUGUGGUGGAUAGUGGAGUGUUUCCCAUGUGGUAUUGGUGUGCUGGAUAUCCCUUCACUGGUAGCCUGGUAACAUACACUCCCAGGUCUUUCUCUGCCUCUGUGGUGGAUAGUGGAGUGUUUCCCAUGUGGUAUUGGUGUGCUGGAUAUCCCUUCACUGGUAGCCUGGUAACAUACACUCCCAGGUCUUUCUCUGCCUCUGUGGUGGAUAGUGGAGUGUUUCCCAUGUGGUAUUGGUGUGCUGGAUAUCCCCUCCCAAGGUGCAGGACUUUACAUUUUUCUCCAGUGAAUUGUAGCAGCCACUUUUUGUUCCAUUCCUGUAGCUUGGUGAGGUCUUCUGGUAGGAAAUCUAGUCAAGGGGUUAAACUCUGGCUGACAGUCGAAUAUGUAAUUUUUUCUCGACCUGAUUUUUUCAUAGUUAGUGAUAUGAAAGUGAAAAUUCAGACUCAUCAACUUACCAUUUUUAUUUUUUUUACACAGACUUCAUUUUGCCGCAUUUACCGACAUGGGAGUGAAAAUUCAGACACCAAUUUGUACGUGUUUACCAACAUGAAGAUGAAAAUUCAAACUCGCCGCUCACUCCUUGAUCUCGUAACGCACGGAUCAUAUCAAGUCCGAGACGCUACGACCUUGACAGACGUAUUGGUAAUCAUCUGUGAGCGUGUGUGUUUUUGUGUCGCCGGUAAGGGGGAAAAAACUUACUUGCUCGAGGGUACGUGGAUUAUCACAGACCCUUACGACAUAUACAAUUAUGGGUUAAAUAGAUAGAGAGAUAGAUACAUUUUGCCGUCCACGCUCAUCCCAAUUCUUUAUUUAUUUAUCCUUUUUACGUAUUUAUUUUUAUUUAUUAUUUUUUUUCGUGCACAGCCGAUACGCUCAUGAGAUAGAUAGAUAGAUGGAUAGAUAGAUCGUUUCCUUUCGUACUGUAUUCAUUCAUCAUAUUUAUUUAUUCACUACAAUAUAAGUAUGAGGAAAAAAUGAGUAUGUGUUAGGGUGAGCAGAGGAGAGUUAGUGUGAGUGCUGGAAGGAGUAGUGUGUAGGAGGGUAUCAGUGUGAGUGCUUGUGUGUGUGAGAGAGUAUUAGUAUGUGUGUGUGUGUGUGUGUGUGUGUG